AUGCGACUGAGUCUACUGUGUAUAAAGAGGAAGAAGAUGACCAAACAACCAGUGAAAACAAAGACAAAUAAGAUUUUUACAAUUCAAGGAGGUUAUGCCACAGUAAGAAAUUGUCUGAGAAAACGUGGUUGGGUUGAGAAUUUCUUUCGAGCAACAGAGAUAGUGAAAAAGCCUGCACCCAAAACUAAAUCUGAUGUGUUCAGUAGUGAUGAUGAUUAUGAUGAUGACGAUGAUGGAAUUGAUGCAGAAGUUGAUGUUCCCAAGGUUAAACCAUGGGAAGAGGAAGGUGGCCUCUAUGGUAUUAUGGUUGGUUUGUGCGUCAAUUUAAGAAACCUGCAAUGGUUUGAUGAAACAGAUCCAAAUACAUUUUUUCCUCGAUGUUAUCGACUAAGCCAUGAAGAAGAAAAACAUGAAUUUAUAGAUGAUUUCAACUUCACCGCUUGUAUGAAUAUUUUGAAGAUUGUAGUCGAGAACUACAUGAGUUGGUCAACAUUGAGUCUGCAAGAAAACCAGAUUAUAAUCUCGGCCAAAAGCAACAAAGAAUCUGAGAGACAAAUGGAAAUAAUAAAUGAAAAGAACACUGAUGGGAAAAACACCCCAAAGAAGGCACCUCAUGUUCCAGUGUUGGCUGUAAUGCAAGCACUCAAACAAUGUGAAUUGUUCAUUGAUAGAAAAGAAAACAUAGAUGUUGAUAUGGAUGAACAAGAACUUGGACAUCUGACCAAUUCACAAUGGGAAAAACUACGAGAAUGGUAUUACCUACUCGUACACAAUAAUUCAAUAAUUGUUGAUUUGCCAACAACAUUAGUGAACCAGUGUGAGGCAAGCCUUAAGCGUCUGCAGAUCUUGUGUCCACAAUUUUAUUUAGAUGGCAAGAACAGCGUCUGGAUUGUCAAGCCAGGAGCCAAAUCUCGAGGAAGAGGCAUAACUUGUUAUGAUCGAUUAGAAGAAAUCUUGAAGCUGGUUGACAGUAAUGUGGCUAAAAGAGAGUCAAAAUAUGUCAUUCAGAAAUACAUUGAGCGACCAUUGUUGAUCUAUAACUGCAAAUUUGACAUCCGGCAAUGGUUUCUCGUCACAGAUUGGAAUCCUCUGACCAUGUGGUUCUACAGAGACAGCUACCUCAGAUUCUGCUCACAACAAUUCACACUAAGCAAAUUUGAUGAGUCGAUUCAUUUAUGUAACAAUGCAGUUCAAAAAAAUUAUAAGAAUGGACCUCGUGCUAAAGAACUGCCUGAAAACAACAUGUGGACACAUCACCAAUUUCAAGAAUAUCUCAGGAAUCGUUCAUUACCAAACAUUUGGGAUGAGUUGAUUUAUCCAGGGAUGAAGAAAGCUAUCAUUUGCUCUAUGUUUGUCUCUCAGGAAUUAGUUGAACCUCGAAAGGGCUCUUUUGAAUUGUAUGGAGCCGAUUUCAUGUUGACAGAUGACUAUAGUCCAUGGCUGAUUGAAAUUAAUUCAAGUCCAAGUAUGGAAGCCAGUACAGAAGUUACAUCAAGGCUAUGCACAAAGGUCUUAGAGGACACUAUCAAAGUUGUCCUGGACCGAAAACAUGACAAAAACUGUGAUAUUGGCAGAUUUGAAAUAGGUUACAAACAAUCAACUGUGAAUUCACCCCCUUAUCUUUCCAAUUUUUGA
Messenger RNA from Acanthosepion pharaonis, 1635 nucleotides. The record is from the annotation of a GenBank genome assembly. NCBI's taxonomy places the organism in Eukaryota, Metazoa, Mollusca, Cephalopoda, Sepiida, Sepiidae.